CUGUGCUGCCGCGCCGCGAUCGCGGGUGUCCGUGCCCGGCAGGGCCGUGUGUGCGCAGAGACCUUCGGGCCCCCGCGGGACGGACGGUGCGGAGCUCGGCCCGGGGUCGGCCCGGGCUGUCCCGGCUGCGGCUCCGGCCGGGGGGACUCGAGCGGCCGCCCCCGGGCCGUGCCGGGAGCUCGGCUGUGCCCGGGCCGGCGCCUCUCCCGGAGGGAUGCGCGGCACGGCGGGGAAAGCGCCUGGAACUUUGUGUUGCGUGCGCGAGUGUUUUCCCGCUGUCUUUGCGCAGGUUCAGCUGUGCGGGAACUGCCCGGGGGGCUGCCGGCCAGAGCCCCCCGAGGAUGGGGCUCCCCCCGAGCACCGGGGGCAACCGCAGCCACCGGUGGGACCGGGUCAGCCUGCGGGAAGGUUCCCUGAUCGCUCCUGUCCCCAAAGCAGCUGUGCCUCGUUCCCAGAGACUCUGCCUGGGCAAGCCCGGCUCAGCGCAGCACCAGGAGAGGCUGCACGGGAGGACGAGCCCGGCCAGGAGCAGGACACAGGACACCCCGGGAGAGGUGACACGGCGGGGGAUGUGCGUUUGCAGCCUGGCUCGUGGUUUCCCCUGGUGCUGGGGAGUGGAGGCGAGUUGUGCUUCCUGCUGGGAGAGAGAAUGGCCUUGGGAAGCUGCUCCAUGACCCACAGCUGUGCCGAGCCCGGGAAUCAGUCCAGCAGGAUGUCGAGUACCACCAUGUCCCUGAGGUCACCCUUUCUGCUGUUGGGAGAGCACGAGGUGGAUGGAGAGGAUCCCCAGGCAUCUGCAGGCACAAGGGACUCGUACAACUGUGAUUUUCCUACAGCCCUCGUGAGAGGGACUUUGAGGGUACUGUGGGACGUGAAUGCAAGAACCUGCCAAGAAACCACUGGCCAAGAUGAUUGAUGAGUGCAGGACCUGAGAGAACCCCCUUGAAUGACAGCCUUGAGCAGUUUCCAGUACUGGAUUUAAAAGAUGGCCUUUGCUGCAUCUCCUUGAGCAAGGAAAGCCAAGAAAC
This is a messenger RNA of Chiroxiphia lanceolata (lance-tailed manakin), 1028 nucleotides long. RefSeq lists its product as uncharacterized. The transcript has 4 exons. The record is from RefSeq and is a predicted model, not a curated record. NCBI's taxonomy places the organism in Eukaryota, Metazoa, Chordata, Aves, Passeriformes, Pipridae. The coding region runs from base 215 to 916 and encodes 233 amino acids.